AUGAUGGAUUUUGGACAGCAGUUCAUGAUAGAAGGUACAUUCCACUUUUUCACCGCUGAAGCUAUACUAUUCUUAAACUUUGCGAACGGCUUGGCUACUCCUAUGCGGUUGAAGCACCGUCGAUUCGCUCACGGCCUCCUGCAAAUUUGUGGAUUUAUCUGCAUCGUUUUGGGAACCCUGUUCGUCAUCUCAGAGUUUGAAUUAUCAGGGGCACCUCAUGGUAUAAUAGGUCUUGUAUCUGCAGCGUUAGCUCUAUGCAGCUGUCUUUCAAGUAUAUUUGCAGUUUUUGGUAAAGGCGAUAUCAAACUCAUUCACAUCGUCAUAGGUUUGCCCACAUUCCUGUUAUCUUCCAUCAGCCUUUGCCUGGGAUUCCUUGAAACGGAGUUCGAGAUCUGGGCAGGAAAAUCUGUGGUCUAUACCCUUAUAAGCUUUGUAACGUUUUACACUUUGAUCAUAAUUAUUAAAGUUUUAAUGAAAUUGUUGUAA
Amyelois transitella is the source of this 486-nucleotide messenger RNA. RefSeq lists its product as uncharacterized. The transcript is spliced from 4 exons. The coding region runs from base 1 to 486 and encodes 161 amino acids. NCBI's taxonomy places the organism in Eukaryota, Metazoa, Arthropoda, Insecta, Lepidoptera, Pyralidae. Gene Ontology annotation, molecular function: transmembrane monodehydroascorbate reductase activity. The record is from RefSeq and is a predicted model, not a curated record.